AUGUGGAAUUCAAGAGAGAGCAUUGGACAAAGAAUGAAUAAUAGUAAUAAUAUCAAUGGAGCAGCCGGAGGAGGAGAAAGAUGUAUCGCAGUGGCCGUAGACAAAGAUAAAAGUAGUCAAUACGCAUUGAGAUGGGCAUUAGAUCAUGUCGUAACUCGAGACGAAACUUUACGACUCGUUCAUGUUAAAGAACGGAUUCCAUCCCCUCGACCUUUGCCACCAGCGUGUAAAGAGAGUUUGACAAAAGAUCAACAAAUUGAUACCAAUACCAUGGAGCUAUUGCUUCCGUUUCGAUGCUUUUGCCGCCGACGACAAGUACAAUGUGAGACAGUUGUGCUAGAAGAUGUAGAUGUAGCAAAAGCCCUCAUAGAAUAUGUAUGCCAGCAUGGAGUUGACACAUUGUUUCUUGGUUCUACGUCUAGAAAUGGGCUAACUAGGCUUUUCAAGGGGUCAGAUAUUCCGGCAAGUGUACUGAAAUGGGCACCAGAUUUUUGCUCAGUUUAUGUAAUUUCAAAAGGAAAGAUCAACACUGUGAGGACUGCCACUCGUCCAGUUCCAACACUGCCUGCUAAUGCUCACCGUGCAGCAUAUAUCAUUAAUAUUUAUGGGCGUGUGACGUAUUUAACAUAUAAAAAAUUUGACAGAGGAUACGAUAGAUGGUACGAUGAGAUGACUGCAGCAGCGGAUGUCGAUAACCAAAUAAGUUGCUCGGGAAGGCCGAGCACGGAUAGCAAUUUCGUCAAUUUUUAUGAAAAUCUUGGCGGAGGGUGUGAGUCCCCAAGAAAAUCAAAUAUGGAUGGUAGAUUUUUCGAGUCACCAUUUCGAACAAACUCAGUUGAUCAUGUCGAUUCGGAACCAGAGUACAACGAAACAGCGGGCACAAAUGAAAGAACAUCUUGGUCAUCAUUUAACAAUUUGGAUAUAUAUGAAGAUGAAAUGAGAAGGUUGAGGACUGAGCUAAAGCAAACGAUAGACAUGUACCAUGCUGCCUGCAAAGAGGCACUUGUUUCAAAACAAAAGAGUUGUGAACUAGAAGAUCGGAAGAAAAAAGAAGAUAAGAAAUUACAAGAGGAAAAUGAAGUAGAACAUAAUGCAACAACAAUGGAUGAGAAAACAAUUUGCAAUGUUGGAUUUGGGGCAGCAGAAACAGUUCAAAAACUAGUAGAAAUGGAAGUUCAAAAAAGAUUGAAUGCAGAAAUGAAGAGUCUGAAGCAGAAAGAGGAAAAACACAAAGUUUUAGAAUCUUUAAGCCAAUCCCACAUAGUUCUUAAAUACCAAAGCUUAUUUCAUAUGAUUGCUGUUUUACUUUUGGUGGAUCUCGAAAGAUAUGAAAGACCUCCCUCCAAGCCGUACAUACGACUUUCAUCGAAUACGGCUUUCCACAGAAUUCUCUAUGUAUCUAUGAGAUCGAGUAUGGAAUUCUGUUUACUCACUUUAAAUUGA
This is a messenger RNA of Mercurialis annua (annual mercury), 1443 nucleotides long. Its product is annotated as U-box domain-containing protein 51. The coding region runs from base 1 to 1443 and encodes 480 amino acids. Lineage: Eukaryota; Viridiplantae; Streptophyta; Magnoliopsida; Malpighiales; Euphorbiaceae. The transcript has 8 exons. The record is from RefSeq and is a predicted model, not a curated record.